Molecule: messenger RNA, 3357 nt
Organism: Monopterus albus (swamp eel)
Lineage: Eukaryota; Metazoa; Chordata; Actinopteri; Synbranchiformes; Synbranchidae
Product: NHL repeat-containing protein 3
Exons: 3
Coding region: 189-1250 (353 amino acids)
Cellular component (GO): extracellular region
Molecular function (GO): protein binding
Source: RefSeq, a predicted model, not a curated record
UUUGUUUUCCUUUAGGACUCGAAUUCAGCGUUUAGAGAGAGUGACGGUUUAUAUAUUAUAGGCUAUAUAAAGCACCGGAUUUCUAUUUUAACAGCGUUACAUUAAGGGAUUUACUUAACGGGGCACACCUUUUUAGUAUUCUCUCCAUUGGCGUUAGAAGGCAUAUUUAGUCAACUUAAAAAACACCGAUGUUGAUGAAAAAGAGAGGUCAGGUGUGUUUGAUAGCUGCCAGUAUGAUGUCGUUAAUCUUACUCAUGAUGUUGUUAUACGGCGCCAUUGGCACCCAGCAGCCAGGCAGCUCCAGCCUCAGGCAUGACUACCAGCUGCUGGGCAGACCCCUUUACAAACUGGACCUGAGCUGGCCCAAGAGUCCAGAGCUCUUCACCGGGGAGGUCUUUGGAGUAGCUGUCGACCAGUAUGCUGGGGUGGUGUAUGUGGCACAGCGAGGUGUCAAUGUGCCCAAGGUGCUGGUUUUCACCACUGAUGGAGAUUUCCUCUUGUCCUGGAACACAACCACCUUGGAGAUGCCUCAUGGGAUAUUUGUAGCAGAUGCAGCCUCCUCAAACCCUAAUGUGUGGAUCACAGAUGUGGGGAAUGGCCCAUAUGGACACUCCAUCAAACAGUAUUCACCAUCUGGGAAGCUCCUGCAGGUACUGGGUACACUAGGGAAGGCAGGCUCUGGAUUGAACCCUCUUCAGUUUGACCAACCAGCUGAGAUUUUCGUCCACGACUCUGGGGAAAUGUAUAUUGUGGAUGGUGAUGGUGGGAUGAACAACCGCCUCAUCAAGCUGUCUAAAGAGCAGGAGGUGUUGUGGAUCCAUGGAGAGAAAGGACAAGGUCCGGCUCAAUUCUACAUCCCCCACAGUGUGACCGUGGACAACACCCAGAGGGUGUGGGUGGCUGACAGGGGCAACAAGAGGAUCCAGGUCUUCAACUCUGUCACCGGGGACUGGCUGGGGACCUGGGGGAGCUGCUUCACUGAAGAUGCACCCUACUCUGUCCGCCUGACCCCUGACAAAAAGUAUUUUGUUGUUGUCCAGCUCAACACCAAUCAGAUUUCAUUGCUGGAUGCACCACCAGUGGGUUUGAUUGGUCAGUGCAGAGUCGCUAGUGUGAUCCAGCUUGCCGAUGAUGUGAAGCCACACCUGGUAGACCUGGACCUCAAGACUGGAGCUUUGUAUGUUGCUGAGAUUGGAGCCCAGCAGGGUCAGAAGUUCACCCCCUUCAGUCUGGGUGGGAAUUUCCUUUAGAAGCACACUGAGUUGUUAAUUGAACAACUGAGAUGGUAUGUUUGAUUAGAAACUAUGCUAAUCAUAGGCAUUGCAAAUGAUACAAUUAUUUAAAAAUUGGCAGAAAAAUGUCCAUGCGUAUUAUUAUGCAAUCGUGUGAUCCAGAACAAACCUAAAACAACUGGUCAUCUGUGAACCCUACUAAUGAUGUGUGCUGACUUUUAGGCAGUGCACUGUGCUUAGUGAAAGGUUGGGCUAGUGAGCUUGUUUUCAUACUUAAAAAGUCAACAGCAACUUAAGCCAUGAAUAAGGAUUGUUUUUGGAUUAAUAAACCAAAACUUCAAUAUUUCCACCAUGCUAUAGAAGCCUGAUCCUAACUUUAUGUGGGACACGGCAACUCCUGGUCUCAGGUCCAUUUCAAAAACAGUAUUUUAUUGACAGAUUUUACAAUGUGCAAAUGUAUUAGUAAAAGAUAAAUAUAUAUAAUAAAAAUAAAUGAUCAGCAUGCAAUCACUAUUAAAGGAUCAGGAUGAAAAAAGUACGAUCAUAACAUCUCAAGUUAUAAGGAACUUGAUUUUCAAUGAGAAAACAUGCACACGUUGCUUCAGAGAGAGGCUCUUGCUUAGGGGCCCCCUGUGCCUGGUAGUCCUGUUCAGUCAUCCAUCCAGGGAUUUGACAAAACUAUUUAGAAGCAUAACUAUGUCAGGGUUUUCUCUGACUGAACAUGUGCUGGUUUAAACUUUAAUUAUAUUCAGUAUUCAAUACUACAGGGGAAUUCAACAAUAUGUACACCAGUGAUGCAAUUAGUUUAAAGAAAAUGCUGGUAUAAGGUUUUAAACCACUUCUGCUUUUAACAAAAUAAUAUGCAGGUAACGAAAAAUAGGUUUCUUCACAAUAGACAAGGGUAUCAUGAUGGUGUUUAAAAAAAACAAAACUAUUAAUAAUUGCUGUUUUAAAAAUGAAUAUAUUGUGAGGGUGAUGAGUUUUUUCUUUUUUAUUUUGUUAUGUACUAUUUUCUUGCCUUUGCAGUUUGAAAAUGUUUCCUUUAUCCACUGCAGACACUUUAAACUCCUUUGUGCAUUUUUGCCUGUUCAGCCUUUAAAGGUGCCCUAUGGUCUGUUCUUGUAAACAGACAAAACGUCUGUUUACCUUCAGUUUCUCCCCAAAAGACACUGGUUCCAGGAGGUCUAACAAACAUACUGUGUACAUUUAAUUCUUCAUAAAACAUAUGCAGAGCUGAUUUUUAAGAGUAUUUAAAUACUGCAUAAUUUACAUCCAUGUAAACUAGUUUGCAGUUUUCUUCUUCCCUGCCUUUGCAGAUGCAGUGCAGCAUGUAUUCCUGCCACCAUUGGAGGAGUAUGCACAUGUGCAUCCUCGUGCACCUCCAUAGCUCCUAGAGGUGUAAAACUCCAUGGGGAACCUUUAAGACAGAGUGUGGCUGUUUUUAAAGGUAUUUGUAUAAUUACAUGUCUAAAAUGAUAUAAGUAAAUUGCUUUAUCCACUGUUUAAUCUGUAAAUAACAUGGGAUUUGAAUGUGGUUCAUAAAGCAGUGAAUAAUUAGUGUAUAAUUAAUGUAUUCAUUCUGAAAAAUGAUUUUGCCAGUGUGGGUGUAUAGUGUCCUCUCAGUAAUUUUGAUGUACCUUAUGACUGUCUUGCACUGUACUGUAGUUCCUGUAUUACAGAAUGAUAUGUGUUUUGAGAUUAUCAUCAUUUGUUACAGUUUAACUAUGAUGGGUGACUCUGUUGCUUCUGUCACUGUGCACGUUCUGUGAAGAAAUGAAUGAUUUUGAUUUAGCUGAAGAUUUAGCGAGGUACGCAGUGAUACAAGUGGCCACUUGCCGCUCUUAGUUUAACAGCCUUUUAGCAGAGAGACAGAAAACAAGGAUUGUUAUGUAAGCACAGGAUUGUUGCUGUGGAAAAUUGUCCUCUAACGUGUGCACAUCAAGUUUGACACAUCAUUUCAGUUUAGCAGUUUUGUCGAUGACAAAAGUGAAGAAACAAUGCUAUUCCAGUUUGGGAAUUGUAGGCUUGAGUAUUUUUGGAGUAUGAUGCUUCUGCAUCUUCAAUUAUCAUGUUUUAAUCUGUAUUUUGUGAGUCCCUCAACUUAAAAACACUUUUCUGAGGGAAA